This is a messenger RNA of Prunus armeniaca (apricot), 879 nucleotides long. Lineage: Eukaryota; Viridiplantae; Streptophyta; Magnoliopsida; Rosales; Rosaceae. The record is from the annotation of a GenBank genome assembly.
AUGGGAACUCCGGAGUUUCCAGAUCUGGGUCGGCAUUGCUACGUCGCCGAUUGCCAGCAGAUCGAUUUCUUGCCCUUCACCUGCGAUAGCUGCCAUCAGGUAUUUUGUUUGGAGCAUCGAAGCUAUAUUAAGCAUAAUUGUCCAAAAGCUGACAGACAAAAUGUCACUGUUGUCAUCUGUCCCCUUUGCGCCAAAGGAGUUCAUCUAAUUCCAGAUGAAGAUGCAAACAUUACUUGGGAGAGACAUGUUAACGCUGAAUGCGACCCUUCUAAUUAUGAGAAAGCCACAAAGAAGAAAAAGUGUCCUGUCCCUGGCUGCAAGGAGCUCUUAACAUUCUCCAACACAAUCAAGUGCAGGGACUGCACGGUCGACCACUGUUUGAAGCAUCGAUUUGGACCUGAUCACAAGUGUCCGGGACCCAAGAAACCGACAGCAGGCUUUCCUUUUUCGGGCCUUUUAAGUAGGAGUAGGAAAGAAGUGUCAAAGCCCAACCAUGCUCCUGCCGCGUCUUCCUCUAAAUGGAGUAAUAGCUUUCUUACUGCAGCUUCAUCUUUUCGAGCCUCAGCUGAAGCGAGUGUGGCAAAAUUGAGUAGCGAACUUAGCCAGAAGUGGCAGAUAGCGAAGGAUGGAGCAGGGCAGAGCAGCAGCAGUGGGAGUAGAAACGGGCAACUGGAGGAGUGUCCGCAGUGUGGUGCUAAGUUUUCCUCAGUCACCACUCUUGUAGACCACGUAGAAAAAGUCCAUGAGAAGGGUGGCAACAGAGCUGGGGUGAAGAAGAUGACAAUCGAUGCCUGCCCUAAAUGUAGUAAAGGGUUUCGUGAUCCAGUAGCUCUCGUAGAGCACGUUGAGAGAGAUCAUGGUGGUACAUCAAGAGCAUAG